AUGUCUGCCGACCGAGCUCAACCCGAGGAAACCGGGAGUCAUACUCCGACUUCAGAACAAAGAGAAGCUGAAGCUACUAGUAGUAGAGGGUCCGAGACAAGGGACCAAAAGCAAGCUUAUAAAGCAGAAGAAUUGAGCAAAGAAAAGAAACAAGCUGAAAGAGAAGCUCGGGUUUUCAGUAAAAGAUCAAUGGAAAAAUCUCAGUUUUCUGCUUCAAAGAAAUUAAAGAAAUACCAGGAUCGUUCUACCUCAGCCACUGGGUAUUCGGGUAGAGAGCGAGGUUUUCAACGCACUAAUCGAAGACCUUCCACUCCAUCAGUGACCAGUGUUGGCAGUGUUGGCACCCCUAAGCCGAGAUGUCAGUACUUUAACAAACUUCAUUUUGGUGAAUGCCGAUCAAAGAGCGGGGCUUGUUACCGAUGUGGUUCUUUCGAUCAUUUCCUCAGAGAUUGUCCAGAAAAAGGUGAAAAAGAAGUUGAAUGA
Molecule: messenger RNA, 483 nt
Organism: Gossypium raimondii (Peruvian cotton)
Lineage: Eukaryota; Viridiplantae; Streptophyta; Magnoliopsida; Malvales; Malvaceae
Exons: 2
Coding region: 1-483 (160 amino acids)
Molecular function (GO): zinc ion binding; nucleic acid binding
Source: RefSeq, a predicted model, not a curated record